UGGCAGAAUCGGUGGUCUUUGACCAGCCGCAAAUAUAUAUUAUUUGGUAAAAAGUUUAAAUUAUUUAAAUAGUGAUUUGUAGUGUAAUGUAGUGUGAUGUGGCGUAGCCUUGUGCUAUGGCGUUGGAGCGUUAGAAAUUAUUUUUUGCUGCCGUAAUAGAUUUGGGGCAUUGUGUAUGCCGCCGCUAUAUAUUUGGGGCAUUGUGUAUGCCGCCGUGAUAGAUUUGGGCAUUGUGUAUGCCGCCGUGAUAGAUUUGGGGCAUUGUGUAUGCUGCCGUUGACUUGUUGGGGUGUUUGGUUAAUUUCCUACACUGCCGUUAAUGACAAGUCCUUAGUGUAGAUUGUGUUGAGAUAUAUAUAGUAUUGUUGUUGAAUAAUUAUUUGCACCUUAUAGACUAAUUAUAUGAUAAUAGAUUUUAUGUGCAUAUUAUUUGUGUGCUCGUUGUGUGUUUGUAUUUUCUAACACUUGUUCCAGAGGUAUUCAGAGUGGCGGGUUGAUGAUCUUACUGGGUUAUAUUUACGUAUAACUCACUCCUUACCUGCAUGUCCAUGCAGAUACUAUUGGUAAAGACGGAGCUAGUAGCCGACGAGUUCGCUAGAGUUGAUUCAGUUAUUGAGGUGAACCGCCGCGUUGUUCGUGGAGGCUGUCCAAGGAGUCUUUAUCAUUUAUUCAUAUGAGGUCUUUUGUAAUUCUCUUAGAUGCUCCAUGGUCUAGUGUGGGGUUUGGGCUAGAGUUUUAAUCUAAUAUUUUGAGAUAUUAAUUAUUCGUAAUAGGUAUUAUAUUAUUUGGAUACUCAUUUAAUUAAUCAAAUGCUGCAAAUUAAUAGCUAAGGUAAGAUAGUAUGGUUCGCCCGGUAGGUGGUGUUAGCUGGGUGCCAGUCACGUCUAAGUGGUAGUUUGGGACGUGACAAAGUUGGUAUCAGAGCGUAGGCUUUAAGUUCUGGGUCAUGGAGCAGUGCUUGGUAGAGUCUUGUUCAUGGGUAUGUAGACGUCCAUGCUUAUGACCUUGAGGCUACUGAACAUCUAGGAUGUUGCCCAUUCUUUCAUUCCUCAUCCGUGCCUUAAGUUGAAUCAAAUUGAACCACAAUAUAUUCUUUCGCAUGGUAGAACACACAUAUCCUUCUCUGUUGGAUAACACUGAAAGUUUGAAAGUAGUGAUGAAAUUAUGAGUUGCCUUAGGUGCAUGGGAUAAUAUGUGCAUCAGAAUUUUUUGGGAUUGGAAAGUUUAUAAAUUUUAGGAUAAUUUUAUUUCGAAAGAGACUUAUGUCAAAUUAUAUUUAAAAGCUUGGGAGUUAGCUAAUUUCUUUUUUAAACGUUGAGAAUCCGUGUGAAUGGUGAAGUGGCCUAAAGAUAUUGUUGUGCCUGAGAGUGAUUUCUUCCACAUUUGAGAUUGUGGACACUACUCUCCAUCAUAAGUUUGAUCGAAAGAGAGAAAGAGUUAAACAUGAAAGUAAAAAGUACAAUAACUUAACCAUGUCUACGCGGUUAGACUUAGUAGUGAAAGACAUUUUGAGGAACAUACUUAUAUAAUGUAUGGUUAAUGUCUCUUGAAGUGAUUUGCUAUUAUUAGUGAUAUUGUGAAGGUGAUAUUAUAAGUGUAACUUUGGCGUGAGUAUACAUGAUUCAAGUUAAUUGAGUAUGAGUAUAAUAGUGGGCAUUACGUGAUGCACAACAUGUUCAUGAUAGACCGUGGAUGAAUUCUAGCCUAUGAGAGAGUAUAAGACCUAAGUAUAUGGCUUAAUGCGCUAAUAAAGUAAGAAGUUGAGUACGAAACUUAGUAGCUGUUAAAGUAAGGACAAAACAUGGAGUAUUAAAACUGUCACGCACUAUGAUAAAAAAUGGAUGAACCAUACAAAAAGUUUGAGUACUUAAAAUAAAAUUAUAUGGCUAUCCCCGGGAAAAGAAAUUAGUUUGUACCGACUCUAUUAACACAUAAAGUUGUGUUUGGUAAAGCCUAAAGUCGAAGAACGUGAGCAAUACAAUAAUGAGAUGACAUUGUCUAUAAGAAUAAAAAGAGGGCUAGAGUAAUCAGAUGUACCAGUUGUGGUUUUGAACCGAAGGGUUAGUUUACUCUUAUUGAACAAGCUAUCGAACAUGUGUGGAUAAUAUUGAUGGCAAAAGGUAGUCAAAAGGGUCAUACACAAAGUUAACGACGUCUGGACUAGUUCUGAAUAUAUAUAUAUUUUUUUUGCACUAUACGUAAGCUUCAACUAUUGUUUACAUGUAUAUUAUGCGAGCUCCAUGAAAUUUAAAUAAUACAAAGGACCAGCCAUAUGGGAUUUUAAUGAUGCCUUGCUAGGGGGUCAUGCUUUAUUUUUAUUUUAUUUUUUUUUUUUUUUUUUUUUUUUUUGUAGAAAGAAAGGUUUCUGGGUUAAUUGACAAGCAUUUCACUAGGAAUUAUUAUCAAGAAAUGUUGAACAUGGCAUUAACCUUUUCCAAUGCAGCAAAUACAACUAAAAAAAAAGUUCUUAGGAGAGGUUGAAGGCUUAAUUUUUUCACAAAGUGCUUGCAUAUUAAAAGUGGAAUAACCACAAGAAUUGUAAUUCUUGCUUCUAUUUCAAGGAUCCAACUAAAGAACGGAGAGACCGUAGCUUAAGGGUGACAUAUGGAUGGCAUUAUGCCUGCUAAGCCCCUGAAAUGUGGGAUAUUACAAUCGUCUUUAUUUGAGCAUUCAAUAUCAUGAGAGUCCCGAUCUUACUGGAGGAUUGUAGUCGGCUUUUAAAGGCAAAGCCUAGUAGGGUCAAAUGUGUGUACACAUGUGGUGGGUGAUUUGAGGAGAUGUGUACUCGACAAUACAUUCAAGAUCUAUAGUUUUAUAUUGGGAUCAUAGAAAGAGAACUAAAUGAUUGAGGGUGUUACAAAAGAAAAAAAGGGUUGCUUAAGUGAAGGUGUUGUGGCGUAAUCAUCCGGACAAGUAAGCAAAGCGGGAGUCCGAGGCAGACAGGAAAAUCAAGUACCCGCUUUUCUUGGAGAAAGUCAUGCACAUUUUCUAAAUCGUUCGAGGACGAACGCUAAUUUAAGUGGGGAAGAAUGUAAUAACCCGAUAUUUUUAUAAUAAAGAGAGAGUUAGUAAGUACCUACGCCUAAGAGAGUUAGUAUUUAUUUAAAUGUCUAGUGGGUUGAAUUUAUAAAUAUACAAUUAGUUAGCCAUUUAAAAGACUUAAAAAAAAAACAAAUUACAUUGGUUAAGAAUGGGCCAGGCCCUACCAUUUAUUAUUAGCCACAUGAGAUGUCUAGGGUAAAGAGUAGGAUAAAUACAUGUACUUGGUUUAUUUAAGAAAAAAGGCACACAGAUGAGUGCCCUUCGGAAAUCUGCGACGACGGCAAUGCUGGAGGGUAUGGAGUAUUGCUAAUAGAUUUAUAUUAGUCUUACAAUCAUUAUUUGAAGGGUUAAAGAAUUACAAAGUGUAUUAUUUUGUUUGUCGAGCAAUUCAACAAGAAGCAUCCGAGGCUAUGUUGGAAUUUCAGAAACCAUGAAGAACGUGAAUUCAUGGUGCCAAACAUUUGAAUUCUUGAACAGUGGACACUUAAGGGAAUGCUACAAAAAUCCCUAUGAUAUAUUUUGGAUAUUUGUGGCAAUAUGAAUAAAACAUUGGGACUGACAUGGAGAUCGAGAUCACCUGAGGCACAAACCGAAAAUCAUCAGUUUUGCUUCCUUUAAGAUUAUAUGGUUUUGAAGACUCAUAGAACUGGAAGAAGUGAAUUGGAGCUAACCUUUGAUAUUAAGGCAGUUGGAGGUUGUCCGGUUGGUGUUGUUAACGUUACAAGACUGGAAAACUUAUUGUUUCGAGAUACUAUUGGUAAAGACGGAGCUAGUAGCCGACGAGUUCGCUAGAGUUGAUUCAGUUAUUGAGGUGAACCGCCGCGUUGUUCGUGGAGGCUGUCCAAGGAGUCUUUAUCAUUUAUUCAUAUGAGGUCUUUUGUAAUUCUCUUAGAUGCUCCAUGGUCUAGUGUGGGGUUUGGGCUAGAGUUUUAAUCUAAUAUUUUGAGAUAUUAAUUAUUCGUAAUAGGUAUUAUAUUAUUUGGAUACUCAUUUAAUUAAUCAAAUGCUGCAAAUUAAUAGCUAAGGUAAGAUAGUAUGGUUCGCCCGAUAGGUGGUGUUAGCUGGGUGCCAGUCACGUCUAAGUGGUAGUUUGGGACGUGACAGAAAACCCCCAUUAUAUUUACAUUUUGCAUAUACAAAUUUUAAACCUUCUAAAAUAUAAUCAUAAAUCUUAAAAACUUUAUGGAUUACAUAUUUUCUAGUUCUGUGCUAGGAUCACAUAAUAAAAAGCUAAAAGGGAAGAAGAAUAAAACAGUUAGGAACAACAUUCUAAUUUUCACAAUUGAUGCAGCAAAGAAAUCCAAUAGCAAGAAUGAAGUACAUGAAGCUGAAUAUGGCGGUGGAGGAUACCCUGGCGGUGGUGGUGGAAACCCUGGCGGCGGAUACCCUGGCGGUGGUGGUGGAUACCCUGGUGGCGGAUACCCUGGAGGUGGUGGCCAUGGUGGUGGUGGACGCGGUGGUGGUGGACGUGGAGGUGGAGGACGCAGUGGUGGUGGACGUGGAGGUGGCGGACGCGGUGGAGGAUACUGCCGCUAUGGUUGCUGCGGCCGCCGGAAUUAUUAUGGUUGCUGCGGCCGCCGGAAUUAUUAUGGUUGCAGCAGGUGCUGCUCCUACAAAGGUGAGGCCAUCCAUGGAUAAGGUCACUGAAGCUUUGUACUUGUAAGAUGUAAUAGUAUUAAUAUUCUUGCAGUUUUAGAGCUUGUUGUAACAAGUUAUGAAUAAAAUUAAGUCAUCAUUUAAUAUUUGUGUUAAUUAUACAAUGCUGUGAUAAUGUUUUCCCUUUUGAGCAU
Nicotiana tabacum (common tobacco) is the source of this 4832-nucleotide messenger RNA. Lineage: Eukaryota; Viridiplantae; Streptophyta; Magnoliopsida; Solanales; Solanaceae. The record is from RefSeq and is a predicted model, not a curated record.